Daldinia caldariorum is the source of this 699-nucleotide messenger RNA. RefSeq lists its product as uncharacterized. The transcript is spliced from 2 exons. Gene Ontology annotation, molecular function: RNA binding; RNA nuclease activity. Bases 1 to 699 code for a protein of 232 amino acids. The record is from RefSeq and is a predicted model, not a curated record. Lineage: Eukaryota; Fungi; Ascomycota; Sordariomycetes; Xylariales; Hypoxylaceae.
AUGGAUGGUGGUAGCAAGAACAACGGGAAGGGCAAGCAGAAGAAGAGACCGCCCCCCCAUCAAUACCGCCAUUGCGGCCAAGGUCAAGAACGAAGAUGGACCUGUUACAGGGGAUAUUCAUGUACCGAAUUGGAUAGUGACGACCCAAACCACUAUUUGAUCGCAACUGAAGUACGCCGCCAGGCUCAGGAAGCACCGGAGGAGCAAGCAGAUGAUCCGACAUCUCGGACCAGGAAAACAAAGUAUCCCCAGACAUUCAAGAAUAAAGAGGAACUUCAGGGCCUACAAAGUAAAGAAAAAGGGAAGGAAUACCCCGUAGUUCCUGGAAGAGGUCAGAACUGGGACCAGAUGUCCAAGGGAAGAUCCGGACCAGGACGGGUCAUUUUCAAUCCUGAUCCUGAGACCCGCAACCAGUUUGACAUGCUGUACCACUCUAGCAAGACGCCCGGGAAAAACUGCCAAGACUUCAAGUUCGCAAACUACAAGUCAUUCAAACCUUCAAGCAAGAGGAAGGAAGAUGCAAGCCAGGCUUUCCCAAGUAAGCAGGAUUCAAAUAAUCAACGCUCAAGCGAGACAAUGUCAAGCAAGAAAAAAUCCAGCAAAAAUUCGAGCAAGGAUGAUUCCAGCUUAGAAAAUUCCAGUUCGGAAGACUCAAGCUCGGAUGAUUCAAGCGACGAAGAUGCAAAGUCUUCGGAUUAA